Molecule: messenger RNA, 2202 nt
Organism: Cryptomeria japonica (Japanese cedar)
Lineage: Eukaryota; Viridiplantae; Streptophyta; Pinopsida; Cupressales; Cupressaceae
Product: jasmonate-induced oxygenase 4
Exons: 4
Coding region: 646-1743 (365 amino acids)
Source: RefSeq, a predicted model, not a curated record
AAUCUCAUGGGAUGUCUAAACUGUAAACUACUGAGCACCCCACCGAUCCGCCAUGACCAGCACCAAGCAUGUUUUCCCAAUUCCCACGGAUUACCAUCAUGCCCUUCGUUAAUUGCGGGGCACGCUAAACUUCACUCGAUAACCUGCUGGGCCACACGCAGGUACAUUUAUUUGGCUGUAAAAUCCUUGGAGGAACAUUUCGACCCCACAAAUCGGUAAAAUUGGUUCUGAGAAUGAUGGAUUUCCCUGCUUCUUUUCAUGAUUCUGCAGAGUAGGUCAAAAGUAGGCUUUUCCGGGACGGGCAGAUGAAGUAGAAAGACGCAGGGUCUUUCUCCUUUUCAUCCCCCUUGGAAGAGCUGGUGACUGCCCACUGCACAGUCCUGCCGUCAUUAUGCUCUCAAGCAUCAUGGCCCCACACCCUGCUCCACUGCAAAUACUCAGUAUACUACGUCGGUUCUCGGUAAAUCAACAUAUUUGCCAGAAAAUCAUACGAUUUUGGGUGCGAAUUUCAAUCUUUGGGUGCAAAUUUCAGUUUUUUAAUCUGUCCGGGAUCUGUCUCAUCAUCACUGGCGUGCCUCUUGAUCGGAAAGGGAAGCCAUGGAUUAAUAGGAGUAUUUGGGGAAAGAGGAAUUUUAGGGUUUGAAGAUGAGUUGUGAGGGCACAGAGCCGCCGCCGCAGCUGCAGCAGAGAAACGGCGCAUUUCGUGCGCCUCCACCGUCGCCGAUCGCAACAGCUCAGGGAAUUAAAUCAGCAGGAGUGAACAAUGAGAUUCUCUCAGAGUUUCUGGAGCACACCCUUCGAAUUCCCGAGCUCAAUUUACCUGAGCCCUUUAUUCCGUUUCGUGAUCUGCCCGCAUUUGAUCUGCUUUCGGUUCGUUCACGCGACCAGCGCAGAUCGACAGGGAGGCGUUUAGUCCAGUCGGCGAUUGAAAUCGGUUGCUUUCAGGUCGUUAACCAUGGUAUUUCGCGGGAGCUCACAGAAAGAGCAGAGGAGCAAUCCAGUCGGCUCUUCGAUCUUCCUGUGGAGAAAAAACAAAUGAUCGUUCGAGCCGAUCGGUCUCGGUUUGGAUUCGAGCACAUCGACGUCGAGGGGGAUGAUAAAGUGGAAAGGAAUUUGAGCAUGCAGCAAACUUUCUGGGUGGAUCAAUAUGACAAUUCCAUGGAAAAGGCCAUCCGAAAUGCUUGGCCAGAGGGAUUCAAGAAUUUCAGUUACGCAAUUUCAGAAUACUCAGCUGCACUGGAGAAGAUUGCCUCUGAAGUUCUUGAACUCAUAUAUGAGAAUCUUAGCCUUGAUCCAUAUAAUCUGAAGGAGCUUCUUGGAGCUGAUAAUUCGUCAUUGCUAUGCCUGUAUAGUCAUGAGGGUCCAUAUAAAUCUCCCUCUUCUGGUAUCUGCCAUUCACAUUCCCAUGUUUUGAGCGUGCAUCACCAUAAGGGCCCAUCUUCAUUCUACAUCUAUGUUGAUAGAGGUUGGACAACAUUCAGUCUCAAGCCCAAUACCCUCGUCAUCACAAUGGGCAAUAUCCUCAGAGUAUGGAGCAAUGGACUCCUAAAAUCUGUGCUAGGCAGAGCAGUUACCCCUGGUGAUAAGCAUUUCAUUUCAAUGGAAUUUCUCUAUUCGCCUCCAUCAAACAUCUGCAGAUAUAGAUCAGUUGGCCAACUGGUAAAAGUGUCACUAGUAGAUCAAUUUUUGGUAACAAUAAUCCUUAUUCUCUUGUGGAACUUAUUUAGUUGCCUCAGAACCUGAGUUCUAAAAUGCUACAGCUCCUAAAGCUCAGUACAGUUUGGUUUCAUCCUCCACAGUUCUUUACUUGAAGGAAAAAGUCUCCAUCCAUGAUGGUUAAGCAAUGCAGGCAAACUUAUCUCUUACAGUUCUCCUCCAACUGGUCAUUGCUAAACUAUAUGGUCUAUAACUUAUUGACCAAGGAAGAAUGUCAUUCUCUAUCAGAUUGUAACCCACCUAAGUUUAUUUGUAGUUUUCUUUCUAUUUGACCAUUACUAUAAAUUUCUGUACAUAGUGCUCUGCUAGACUGGUUUUUGAUGUAGCUUUUUGCAUCUAUAGCUAUCUUCGGUAUAUUGUGCAUGCAGUGUAGGCUUUCCAGAUUGGAUACCAUUCCUAAAGAGAAGUUUAAGAAGAGGUUUUCCCAAGCUAAAAUCCCAUUAAAAAUAUAAAUGCUUGUGCAGCGAUGAAGUAUUUUAUUAUUUA